CACUCAUUCACGCACUCAUUCACUCACUCGAUCACCCACUCUUUCACUCACUCGAUCACUCACUCGAUCACCCACUCAUUCACUCACUCAUUCACUCACUCACCUGCACACUUACCACACCUCCCAUUCCCAUCUCGUUCGAUCACGACACGCCGUCCCUGACAUCGCCGCAGGUUGUCUUUGAAUGAGCAAAGCCGGAAGUGCAUCUGCCCAGGCGACUGCACACUUCAGAUGACUUGCAGGAGGUUGAAGGAAUCGCGACGGGUCAAGUCGGAGACUGCCAGACAAUCCCUUCCCUUCCGUCUUUUCUCUCGACCCCCUCUUACUCUCCUGUCCCCUCCAUACACCGUCGAGCAAGCUCGCUACGUUGAAAGCAAUCGCACGGAACUGGUCGCAAAGUUUUCCCAAGAGAAAAAGAUCGCUCCUUCGGGAAACAUUGCGGUGGUCAACCCCUUGUACGAUGGAGAUUCAACCGCCAGGUUUGCGGCUUUCCGGUUCACAGGAUGUGUGAGGGAGGAGGACAGGCAGGUGUUGGAAGAAGGCGUGUUGAAGCUGAAGGAUUCACCUCUCCGCCCCCAUCACACCGUCGCCCACGGAGACGACUUUCAUCAGUGGUGGUUCGGCGUCUGGUGUCGUUACGCGGCGCAUUCUAUCCUCAGCGGCGACACUCGUCAUCCCAAGGUCACCAAACAGAUCCAAUCCCUUCUCAAACAGUAUGACUCUAUCUUCGGCGGUUGCCUACGUCCCAGGAUCCGCCAGAUCGACCGCCCCACUGCUGUUCGCAUGGCUUACCAGCAUCGUGACCACGCUCAGUACCUCCGUCUCCUCGACAAAGUCUUUCGCAUGAAGAUGCAAAUUGACCCCCGACCCCAAACUCGUCGGCCACGGAUAUCCGCGAAGUCGGCUGCCGGGAUUGCCAAGACCAAGAGGACGAUGCAGUCGUUCUCAAAAUACGUCCUUGCGUGCUUGAAAAGUGGCAAGAAACGGCCGACCUUCACUGCCUUCGCCGAGACCCACAAACAAUUCCUCAAAUCUUUUUCCGGGACGUCGAAGGCCCUGGCGACGACACACCGUCACAAUCUGUCGUUCCGAAUGGGUGGGAUUGGGACGAUGAUGGCGGUUUCAUGGGGAGAAGGGACCGAUUGGCACUAUGACCGAAGGGAUAGCGGCAACCGCUACACUGUCAUCACCGUCCUCGGCCGUGCGGCCUUGCUCCACCUCCCCCAGCUCGGUUACACAUUGAGGAUCAAGCCGGGAGACGCCGUUGGAUUCCUUGCCGAACAACAGCUGCACAAGCUGGAGCUCGACAAAAGUGACACGUCAGAAGGACCGCAGAUUGUGUUUACAUGUUGGACGGAUAGGUUCACGUCGGAGAGCUCGUCUCAGUACAAGUCUUUCUACCGACGCUGAUGACACUGUGGUCGGAGCUAGGAUCCCAAGGGAUGUGGAGGCUGAUCGACGUAGCAUCCGUACUGCUUGAAGGAGAGUGUUGGAUAUAAGACAACCAGCACGGAGGCAAUUGGGGAUUCCCACUUUUGCAUAGCUGUUGUCACUAUGCCUUGUAUGUAUUUGCAACGGACAUGCAUUGGAUUGCAUGCUCU
This is a messenger RNA of Tremella mesenterica DSM 1558, 1601 nucleotides long. RefSeq lists its product as uncharacterized. The transcript is spliced from 3 exons. Lineage: Eukaryota; Fungi; Basidiomycota; Tremellomycetes; Tremellales; Tremellaceae. The record is from RefSeq and is a predicted model, not a curated record. Bases 232 to 1410 code for a protein of 392 amino acids.